AUGUCUCCCCUUACCCCCCUAAGAAGAUCACCAAGACUACCACAACAAGAGCAGACCACGAACCAAAUGGCACAUUACCAGCCCAGCGGUUCUCGGCAACCUUCGGUUGCUUCACAAAAGCAGAGCAUGGGUACACGUUCGCGAGCAGGUAGCAUUGCUAACACGCACCGUUCUACACGAGCUAGCCCUCGACAGGCAAAUGCUUCUGGAGGUGUUGUUGGUCUACCCGGCGCUGGCGAUUCAUCGCUUGAAGAUUUCUUCGAACCAAACUUUUGGAACGCCAACAAUACUUUCUUCGACGAGUUCCUCAAAUUGGAUGUUUUCGAAACCACUGGGAAUAACAUCGCUAACAUGUCUACGAACAACUUCGAUGCUAAUCAGUCCCAGAACAUAAACUUGCCCCAGCAAGAGUUUGAGACCGACUUCCAAAAUGGCCUUGGAUUCAAGCUCCUCAACCCUAAAGAUGCACAGAAAGAUCAAGCUGAGCAAGAUUCCGUACUGUACAACCAGCAGGCUGAGGCAGAUCCUAAACAGCUCGAUUUGGUACCGGUCAAUUCAACAUCUCAUCCAGCAUUCGAGUCUACCAAUAACAACCUAGCAUUCGGUCCUUGGAAUGAUGUCUACGGAAUGCCUGCACAGCCAUCGCAUACUACUCCUGGAUUCUCUGCUAUCCCCGGAGGCAGCUCAUUCCCCCCACCGCUUAUGUAUCCCGAUCCUUUGAACUCGACGUUCUCCCCUGGGCCUUACUUCAACCCUCCCGUCCAGCAGUACCAUGGAUACAUCCCGAUCAGUCCGCAAUUUCAGCAACCGCAAGGCAGCGUCGAACAACCAAUCACUAAGGUAGGUCGUGCCCGGCCCCGUCGAUCCAGCUACAAGGACCCGAAUGUUACUGCCGAGCCAGACUCCGAUUCAGAGGAUGAUGUACUUCCUGCCAAGCGCCCUCGACAGAUUCAGCGCACCACGCGUAGCUCCGCACCUCAAGCAGAGAGUUCUCGCCGCUACUCUACUGUUUCUGACACCAACUCACUGAGUGAACCCGUAAAGGUGACUGUCGUCCGCGCUGGCGAGAAACCGAAAAAGUGUGAGGAUAAGUCUUGGGUCCGAAUCAACACGACUACCAAGGGCGAGACGACUCGUACAGCUCGAAUUAACCAGUUCACGAAGGAAGGCCCCAAGUACAAGAUUAAGCCACUUCCCAUUGGUGACUGGCAGUCCGGCAAAUUCAAGUUCGAGUACAAUCAGCACAACGGCAUGGAUGAGUUCAAGAAGCGCACCAUGUCUGCUCGCCAGAUCCACGAGUACAUCUCACAGCAUCCUGGAGAUCUUCGUAUCUGGAUCCAGGUUACACCUGGUGACUCAGCGCGUCGGUAUGCGUCCAAAUCCCAUAGUGAGUGCUUAUUCGAGCAAUGUCCGAAUCGACAGUGGGCAAACAAGGGUACCAUUGAAGUUGGCAACUACCGCGUGGCGUUUGAUGAGAAGCACAAGGCUUACGGCAAGGGCGUGGUUGAUCCAUUCGAUUGCGUCGCGUACGCACAUCUAUACUGCAUGGAGCGCUUUCUAGACUUCGAGGGCAUCUGUCAAGACGCUGACGUCAAGGUCGACACGCGUGGCGAGAUGGUUAAGGAACCCAAGGGCGUGGCCGCUUUUACGUUUUCUGGCAAGCAUGUUUCUGAGAAGGCACUCGCAGAGAAAUUUGUCAAGGCCGCUAAGGUUGGCCAGCUUGGACGUACUCCAGAGUUUGCCAACUACCCUGUUCAUACAGACUACGCGCGAGGUGAGCCUAAACCACACCCGCAGACUCUAAUCGCCGCCAUGUACAACGUCAACUGGGAGCAUCGCACUCGAUCGCAGCUGAAGCAAUUCGUCUACCGUAAUAUCAAGCCAGGCUCCUUUGGUAUUCAUCGAGGUGACCAGGAGAUCAUCAUGGUGGAUAAGAAGGUUGAGACCCUGAGAGUCUACAAGAAGGCUAAAGCUGCUAAGCGACACAAAGACUUCGACCACUCAGCCUACUAUGAUCAGUUCCACCCUGAGAUCAAUACUCGUAUUGCUGAAUGUUUGGCUCUCCGCGCCCAAUUCAAAGCUGAAGAUGAUGCAGGCACUGCUCCUGCACGAGGGGGCUCCCGGAAGCGCCGGGUCAUAGUUCCCGACUCGGACGACGAUGAGCCUGACUUCAACCGCACUGACGAUGAAUUCGAGGAGAUCGGUGACAACUACGAGCAGCAGCAACGCGUUGGCGUUGCUCAAGGCUCACGGUCGAGUCCACGCAAGAAGUCGCGCAUCAACUACACUGAGGCCGGGGACGUUCCGCAACAGCGCAGUGUCUAUGAUCAGAUUGCUCAGUAUGUACCAACAUACGAUGGCCCUGUCCCACCGACACCAACCCCAUACGUCGGCCCCACUCAAGCCAACUCUAGCGCUAUCUCGCCCAAAUCCCGCAAGGCGAGCUGCACGGGACUCUUCAUUCCCAAGGAUCGGUCCCGUCACGACAUCGAUCAGCAAGCCCCCAUCGACGUCUCUAACAUGCCAGCCCUGACAAACGAGGAACUCGACUACAUGCUGUCUCUUCCGCGCCGCAAGUCAAGCACUCUGAGCAUCGGACCUUACUCCAGCAUCAUGAAGUCGCCCAAGCUGAGCCGGGCUACUCGAUCCUCUGCUCGCACGGCAUCAUUCAACGCGCAGCCGGUCACUUCGAGCAAAGAGUACUACGUCAACGACCCACCGAGCCAGGUUGCCGUCUCACCUGAUGCCGCUCAGUCGCAGUACAACCAUCACGAGCAGGGCCGUCGCUCCGCCCGCCUUGCGGGCAAGACUUCACCAUCCCUAGACAAAGUCGCAACUGGCCGGGUUGGCAAGCGCCGCCGUACCUAGACGUUCUUUGAUGGCAACGAUAAAGUCCACCUGGAGUGGCAAAACAACCCGUACAAAGACUGGUAACAAACAAAGGUGAAACCACCAUAAUUGAAGGCGCUGGACGCCACUCUAUAUUAGUACUAUUGCAUUGCAUUGCCUUGCCUAUGUAGCGAUGGUACAGGUGCUCAACAGCGCGGAAAAGGUUGCAUUGAUUUAUUGUUAGAAUACAUGUUUAGCCUACUACUAUCCCCUACAAUUAAACUAUUGAAAUUUCAGAUUU
Molecule: messenger RNA, 3130 nt
Organism: Cucurbitaria berberidis CBS 394.84
Lineage: Eukaryota; Fungi; Ascomycota; Dothideomycetes; Pleosporales; Cucurbitariaceae
Exons: 1
Coding region: 1-2868 (955 amino acids)
Source: RefSeq, a predicted model, not a curated record